UAUUUCCAUCUCCAUCAUCAGCAUUUAAAAAUUUAAUUUUAUUAGUUCAGUUUUGACAACAACAAUGGCAUUUUUCUUGUGGUAAACCUCUAUAUAAACUCAUAUUUUUCACUCCCAAUAUCAAGAAUUUCCAUUGCUGAGCUAAAAUUGGUAUCAUGAUGAGGAACUUGAGCUUGGGAGCACUUUUUCUUGCACUGAUAUUCUCCCCUCAUUUAUCAGAAGCUCGGCAUCGAACCUGCAAGCCGAGUGGCAAAGUGAAGGGAAAGAAGCCACCUGAAGGAUACUGCAACGAAGACGACAACAUCUGCUGCAGAGAGGGGAAAUAUUACACUACUUACAAAUGUUCUCCACCGGUGUCUGCAGCCACAAAGGCAGUUCUCUACGUCACCGGCUUUGAGAAAGGCGGAGAUGGAUAUAAGCCAUCCAAAUGCGAGCACAAGUACUACUCGGACGACACACCUGUUGUCUCUCUGCCUACCGGAUGGUACAGUGGAGGGAGAAGGUGUCUGAACAACAUCACCAUAAGUGGUAAUGGGCGGAGCGUGGAAGCUAUGGUGGUUGAUGAGUGUGAUUCCUCCAAGGGAUGCAAUGCAGGCAGCGAUUACCUCCCUCCGUGCUCUAACAACGUUGUUGGCGCAUCUUCUGCUGUCUGGAAAGCAUUGAAGGUGCCCGUGCAAGACUGGGAUGAACUGGACAUCACCUGGUUGGAUGCCUAAUGACACAACUUGUGCUUUCAUUUCUUUUUUGUUGCAUUUUCAAUGUAUGGUUUCAUGUGGAUUAAGAAUAAUUUUAAUGAUCUCAUAAUUUCCUGUCCCAAUCUUCUUUAGAAAGAUCUGCAGAAUUAAAGUUAAGCAGUAGAUAACA
Messenger RNA from Salvia miltiorrhiza (redroot sage), 864 nucleotides. RefSeq names its product kiwellin-1-like. The record is from RefSeq and is a predicted model, not a curated record. The transcript has a single exon. Bases 156 to 716 code for a protein of 186 amino acids. NCBI's taxonomy places the organism in Eukaryota, Viridiplantae, Streptophyta, Magnoliopsida, Lamiales, Lamiaceae.